Molecule: messenger RNA, 2176 nt
Organism: Orcinus orca (killer whale)
Lineage: Eukaryota; Metazoa; Chordata; Mammalia; Artiodactyla; Delphinidae
Gene: B3GAT3
Product: beta-1,3-glucuronyltransferase 3
Exons: 4
Coding region: 778-1767 (329 amino acids)
Biological process (GO): chondroitin sulfate proteoglycan biosynthetic process; carbohydrate metabolic process
Cellular component (GO): Golgi membrane
Molecular function (GO): galactosylgalactosylxylosylprotein 3-beta-glucuronosyltransferase activity
Source: RefSeq, a predicted model, not a curated record
GCAGCAGAGCAGCUUCGGCAGAAGGAUCUGAGGAUUUCCCAGCUGCAAGCCGAUCUCCGCCGUCCACCCCCUGCCCCCGCCCAGCCCCCUGAACCUGAGGCUCUGCCUACUAUCUAUGUUGUUACCCCCACCUAUGCCAGCGUUAUUGGUGACACAAACCAACUGGGAAAUGUGGUUUUGAAUCUGUAGCCAAAAGGGCUUGCUGACAUCUGCCUGGAAUCAGAUGGCUGACCCACCUACGCCAGGGCAUCUCUAGACCCUCUCCACCUCCCUACACACACCAUCAAGCCUGGGGCGGGCAGGCCCAUCUGAAGGGUAAAGAAGCCUGCAAGAGACUGGGCCCCUACCUUCCCAGUUUCUUGUCUAAACUCGGAUAAAUCUUCGUCCCCUGAAAAGGAAUGAGCCAAAGGGCUCCUCUAAACUCUUCUACCUGGAAAUCCAAGCAUAGGCGGCAAAGAACAUGGUCCUACUGGUAUUCUAAAAAGUCAUGAUCUUAUUUAAUCUUUAAAACAACAUUGUUGUAAAGUACUGUUAUUUUAAAGUUAUUUAAAGGAAACUGAGCCUUGGGGAGAUGGAGCCAUUUCCCCAGAUAUCUCACCUAAUAAGUUACAAAACUGGCGUUCAAACCCAGAUCUGAUUUCAAAGACUGUGCCCUUAAUUUAUAGUCAGAGCCCUGGGGUUGAGGUGAGUGACAGACAUGGACAUUAAGAACAGGGCAGGUGAAUCAAUUCCCUGGCGGUCCAGUGGUUAGGACUCAGCGCUUCCACUGCAGUGGGCAUGGGUUCCAUCCCUGGUCAGGGAACUAAGAUCCUGCAAGCUGAGUGGCUGGGUCAAAAAACAAAACAAGACAAAGAAAAGAACAGGGCAUUUGGGUGCUGGUCAGGGAAAGGUCACGGGGGGGGGGGGGGGCGGGGAGGGGGGGCGGUGCUAGGAGUGGCCCAGGAGAAGCCAUAUGUACCCUCUGGAGUGGGCAAAUGGUGCCUACCCCUUUCCCUCCUGCAUCUUUCCCCCUGCAGGCUGGUGCAGAAGGCGGAGCUGGUGCGGCUGUCCCAGACCCUAAGCCUGGUGCCCCGGCUGCACUGGCUGCUGGUAGAGGAUGCUGAGGGCCCCACCCCGUUGGUCUCGGGGCUGCUGGCUGCCUCUGGCCUCCUCUUCACACACCUGGCGGUCCUCACCCCCAAGGCCCAGCGACUCCGGGAGGGCGAGCCAGGCUGGGUUCGGCCCCGAGGUGUUGAGCAACGGAACAGGGCCCUGGACUGGCUCCGGAGCAGAGGGGGUGCUGUGGCGGGAGAGAAGGAUCCACCCCCACCAGGCACCCGGGGAGUCGUGUACUUUGCUGAUGAUGACAACACCUACAGCCGGGAACUCUUUGAGGAGAUGCGCUGGACCCGUGGCGUCUCAGUGUGGCCAGUGGGGCUGGUGGGCGGCCUGCGAUUCGAGGGCCCUCGCGUACAGGAUGGCCGGGUCGUGGGCUUCCACACCGCGUGGGAGCCCAAUAGGCCCUUCCCACUGGAUAUGGCGGGAUUUGCCGUCUCCCUGCCCCUGCUGUUGGCGAAACCCAAUGCCCGGUUUGAUGCUACUGCUCCUCGGGGCCACCUGGAGAGCAGCCUCCUGAGCCACCUUGUCGAUCCCAAGGACCUGGAGCCACGGGCUGCCAACUGCACUCGGGUUCUGGUGUGGCAUACGCGGACAGAGAAGCCCAAGACGAAGCAGGAGGAGCAGCUGCAGCGGCAGGGCCGAGGCUCAGACCCAGCUGUCGAGGUGUGAUGGCGGCCCUCCACUGCCCACCACCUCAUCAGACACAGAUCUGUGGGACUGGAUCCCUGGCCUGCCCAGGAUGUGGUUUUCCAAGUCCUGAGCCCUCAGAGCCAGGGGCGGCCCUUCUGCCCCUUCAACCCCAGGGCGUGGCCCAGCUGCUUCUCCCCUCCCCCAGCUUGCCUUGUGGCACUGCUCACAGGCUAGGGACAAGCAGCCCUUGUGUUGAGCCAGAUGGGCUUGUCUGGGGCGGAGCAGAAAACAGAGAGUCUCGGGCGGGAGGGCAGCUGAGUGACUGGGUAACUUAUUGGGGCUGGGCAUGCACUGGGGGGCUGGAGGAGCUGGGCUGGACCCUCCCCACCUGAGCAUGCUGACCCCCCCGCCCCGCCCCAACCUCCAGAAUAAAAACUCUCAACUUGGA